GAGUGUGUAGUCCUCUCUCUCUCUCUCUCUCCACCAAUUUCCCGGCCUCCGCGAUUUUGAUUAGUAGCGCCGGACCGGAGAAGAUAAAACCCUAUCUCCGCCGCUCAAAGGGACUUCCACUUCAUCCUAACUACUCGCGCGUCGUCGUAUUCUCAUCCCUUUUCCCUACGAUGAACUGUGCAAUUUCUGGAGAAGUUCCCGAGGUGCCUGUGGUUUCAACGAAGUCAGGUUUGCUCUUCGAGAAGCGAUUAAUCGAGAGCCAUAUAUCGGAUUAUGGGAAGUGCCCGGUUACUGGGGAGCCUCUUACCAUUGAUGACAUUGUUCCCAUCAAAUCUGGGAAGGUCAUAAAACCGAAACUAUUGCAUACUGCUAGUAUCCCUGGAUUGCUUGGAACGUUCCAGAAUGAAUGGGACGGUUUGAUGCUAUCAAAUUUUGCUCUGGAGCAACAACUCCAUACUGCAAGGCAAGAGCUAAGUCAUGCUUUGUAUCAGCAUGAUUCUGCUUGUCGCGUGAUUGCUAGACUUAAAAAAGAAAGAGAUGAAGCACGCCAAUUACUUGCAGAGGUUGAACGACAUAUACCUGCUGCCCCAGAAGCUGUGACAGCUAAUGCUCCUCUGAGUAAUGGUAAACGAGCUGCCGAUGAUGAAGAAACGGGUCCUGAUGCGAAGAAGUUGUGCCCUGGCAUUUCUGCUGACAUCAUCACGGAAUUGACAGAUUGCAAUGCUGCUCUCUCCCAGAAGCGCAAAAAGCGACAGAUUCCUGAAACAUUGGCUUCAGUAGAUGCUUUGGGGAGGUUCACUCAGCUAUCAAGCCACCCACUUCACAAGACCAACAAACCUGGCAUUUGUUCAAUGGACAUCUUACAUUCUAAGGAUGUCAUUGCUACUGGAGGAAUUGAUGCAACUGCUGUAAUAUUUGAUCGCCCUUCAGGGCAAAUCUUGUCGACACUGACUGGUCACUCGAAAAAGGUUACAAGUGUAAAAUUUGUAGGUGACAGUGAUCUUGUUUUGACUGCUUCGGCUGACAAGACAGUCCGUGUGUGGCGGGACUCUGGGGAUGGGCAGUAUGCUUGUGGGCAUACGCUGAAUGAUCAUUCUGAAGAGGUGCGUGCUGUAACUGUGCAUGCCACAAAUAAAUACUUUGUGUCGGCGUCUCUUGACAGUACAUGGUGCUUCUACGAUCUUUCUUCUGGCUUAUGCCUUGCAAAGGUAGCAGAUGAUUCUGAGAAAGUGGAUUACACGGCUGCUGCUUUUCAUCCCGAUGGUCUCAUUCUCGGAACCGGUACUUCUCAAUCUGUUGUCAAGAUUUGGGAUGUUAAAAGUCAGGCAAAUGUGGCAAGGUUUGAUGGACACACGGGUGAAGUUACCUCUAUAUCUUUCUCCGAGAAUGGUUACUUCCUCGCGACUGCUGCCGAGGAUGGUGUUAAAUUGUGGGACCUGCGCAAGUUAAGGAACUUCAGGUCAUUCUCAUCUGCAGAUGCAAACUCUGUGGAGUUUGAUCCUAGCGGUUCUUAUCUUGGUAUUGCUGCAUCAGAUAUCAGACUAUACCAGACGGCGAGUGUGAAAGCUGAAUGGAACCUUAUCAAGACACUUCCAGACCUUUCUGGCACUGGUAAAGCUACAUGUGUGAAGUUUGGUCCAGAUGCACAAUACGUUGCAGUUGGCUCAAUGGACCGUAACCUACGGAUAUUUGGUCUCCCUGGUGACGAAAAAGCCAACGCGGAUGAUGACUCUGCACAAGACUCGUGAAGAAUCUGUUAGAAAACUCAGGCAGCAAAUUGCAAAUGUUCAUCUCUGGUUUACUCCUUGGAACCUCAACUUCUGUUGUAUCUUACAGUUUUGAAAGCAAUGGGGAGUUGUCAUAGUGGUUUCUUGGGUGCUUCGUGGAAACCCAAACGAUCACAAUUCGCGCACACUUGAAUUUUCUUACUCUGUUUCUCGAUCUAAUAUGUUCUCAUCUCUCU
Messenger RNA from Brassica oleracea var. oleracea, 1963 nucleotides. Its product is annotated as pre-mRNA-processing factor 19 homolog 2-like. Lineage: Eukaryota; Viridiplantae; Streptophyta; Magnoliopsida; Brassicales; Brassicaceae. Gene Ontology annotation, cellular component: U2-type catalytic step 1 spliceosome; Prp19 complex; cytoplasm. The record is from RefSeq and is a predicted model, not a curated record. Gene Ontology annotation, biological process: protein ubiquitination; mRNA splicing, via spliceosome; DNA repair. The transcript is spliced from 18 exons. The coding region runs from base 171 to 1748 and encodes 525 amino acids. Gene Ontology annotation, molecular function: ubiquitin protein ligase activity; protein binding.